Messenger RNA from Closterium sp. NIES-65, 5448 nucleotides. NCBI's taxonomy places the organism in Eukaryota, Viridiplantae, Streptophyta, Zygnematophyceae, Desmidiales, Closteriaceae. The record is from the annotation of a GenBank genome assembly.
AUGUGUCGCCAGCAGCCGCAGUGCAGCUACUGGAACUUCCUCGCAAGUUCCGGCACUUGCUACCUGUACACCAGCGGAAUUUGCGCCGCGAAUAACGGAAUAAGCAACGUCUACUCUCCCAGGGAACCCGAUUCAUAUGUGGGCGGUCGAUGCAGCUGGCACGGGCAGCAGGAGUACAGAUACCAAGCGGAAGCUGUUUCCCCCGCGCGCCCCUACCAGCAGCUACGCCCGACGUCCUCUGCCUCGUCUCCAACGGGCGCCUGCUUCCAUCCCCCGCACUCCCUUCCGCACCCCCCUGUCCGCCUCUCCCCCUGCAGCGUAGAUCGCUCCCCCCGUGCGUCCUUACCAGCAGCUGCGACCAACGUCUUUCUGCCUCGUGUCCGACGCGCGCCUGUUUCCAAAUUCUCCUUCACUCCCUCACUGUUUCCAACCCCCUUCCUCUCCCCUCCCCCGCCCGCGCCCGCCCUGUUUCUUUACAGCGGAGGCCGCUCCCCCCGCGCGCCCCUAGCAGCAGCUGCGCCCAACGUCCUUCUGCCUCCGGAGGUCGCUCCCCCCGCGCGCCCCUAUCAGCAGCUCCGCCCGACGUCAUUCUGCCUCGUAUCCGACACGCGCCUGCACAUCAACAUGCGCCUCACGGGGUACCUCGAUAACAACCGCUCCGAUAUAAUGGCCGCGCUCGUGGCCGGCGCUAAAGUGCGCACCUGGAUUAGAGAGCUUGGAUUUGUAUGGUGGACCAAUCAUCAACGCGGGAGCAAGACGCAGCAUUCCCUUCGGCUGGUCGCGCGGCGCGGCCCGAAGCAGGAGCGCGGCGAGGGGUUCAUGGGGCGAAUCGAGGUGGACGGAAUCGCGGUUCCGCGCCUAGGGUUGGGUGACGAGUUGAGCCUGUUCGACGGAGAAGGAACCGUGACCUACGCACGGCAGGAGAGGAGCGGCAACUAUGACGUGGAUGUGUACUCUGUCAAGCUGGCAGGGCUGCUGGAGGCAGAGGUUCGUCUACGGCCAGCCCACCCCUUGCUGCAGGAAGAGGAGGAUGCCGAGGUGCACCUGAUGCUGGACCUUGGGAGUAUCCGGCACUCUCCCGAAGUGCAUGGCGUGGUGGGGCAGGCAUACAGAGAUGAAGGAUCAAAUCAUGACCUCAACUAUGCCAUCUUGGCGAAUCUCAUGACCCGUGCCCAAUCGGCGCAGGCGCUGCGCAUUUUGAGGGAUAUGCUGGCGGAAGCGGGGCGCAGGGAGGGGGAGGAUACGCGCGGAGGUCUGAAUUUCGGGUUGAAGGGGGCAGAGGAUACGCCAGAGAUAGCAGCAGCAGCAGUAGAGGAGGAGCAGUCGUCUCCCAAGACUGACGAGGGGGAGGUAGAGUUGCCAGUUGCCAUUCCAAGAAUGCAUGUGGGCGUGCCUCUUCCCAUCCAGCCAGGCUCUCUCCUCCCCUCCCUCAAGGUUAAACCCUCUUUGCCACGCAAACCAGUCGUGCCAGCUGUACAGCCAGAGGCAAGGCUGGACGGAUCAGGGUUAAUGGGAGGCCACGUGGCAGGGCUGGAGAGCAAGGGAAUAGAGGCAAGAAGAGUAGGAGGGUCGAAUGAAGGAGAUGAGCAAAUGGGGGAGAGAGGGACUGAGGAAGGGAGUGAGAAAGGGAGUGUGAGCAGGGAAGAGGGGGCAGGGGGAGAAGCAGGGGAAGGGAGGCAUAUAACAGAGGAGGGGAGGGAGCAGAGAGGAGAUGGUGUAACAGGCAUGGUAGCAGCGGGCACAGUGGUCGGUACGGAGACAGCUACGGUGGCAGGUACGGUGGCAGGUACGGUGGCAGGUACGGUGGCAGGGGCGGUGGGAGGCACAGUUACAUACCCAGUGACAGGAAUGGUAGCAGCAGGCACAGUAGCUGAAGGCACACCGGCAGGUGCAGGGGUAAGAAGAGCGGGGCAGGUGAGAGUCGAGGAGGGGAUGAGACGGCCGGAAUGGGUGGGUGAACGAGAAGGGCUGAGGAGGAAGAGAGGGGGAGCAGCAAAAACAGCUGUGACAGGUAGAGUUGCUGCUGUUGGUGGUGGUGGUGGUGCUGCUUUUACUAUCAUUCCGAGAUCAGCUUUCUCAAAAUCUGCUUCCUCCAAAUCGGGCCGUUUCAAAUCGGCUGGUUCAAAAGCAGCAGCAGCAGCAGCGGUUAUGUCUAAAACGGGGAUAUCAGGGGCAGAGAAGCGGGAGCAUAGGAGAACGAGCAAGGCAGAGAGGAGAGCAGCCAGGGAAGCAGCAGCCAACGCAUCAGCACCCACCCGAGCCGAGAUAAUCGAAGUGGGAAAAGCAGGAAUGGCGGUUAAAGACCUAGCGGGUCUUCUAGCGGUCGGCGAGGGGGAUAUAGUGUGCGCACUGUUCAUGAAGGGCGUUAUAACGAACGUGAAUCAGGUUCUUAACGAGGAUAUGGUGGCGGUGGUGUGCGGGGAGUAUGGGGUGGAGGUGCUGGGACCUCAGGAGGGCGGCGUGGAGGAAAGUGCGAGGAAGGUUCGUGAGUUUGUGGGGGAGGAGGAUCGGGAGCAUCUGGUGCCGCGUCCGCCGGUUGUGACUGUGAUGGGACACGUGGACCAUGGCAAGACGUCACUACUAGACUACAUUCGCCACACCAAGGUGGCAGCAGGGGAGGCAGGCGGGAUCACUCAGGCCAUCGGCGCUUACCGCGUGCACGUGCCCUUUGCUGCUCUUGCUGCUGCUGAUAGCAAUUGUGCUGAGGGCGACGGUGUUGUUGGUGAUGCUGAUGCUGCUGCUGCUGCUGAUGCUGCUGAUGCUUCUGCUGCUGCAGCUGAGAGGGCUGCUGCUGAGACUUGUGUUUUUCUUGACACUCCGGGGCAUGAGGCAUUCAGUGCCAUGCGCGCCCGGGGUGCACGUGUGACAGACAUAGCAGUGGUGGUGGUGGCAGCAGACGAUGGGGUCAUGCCCCAGACCACAGAAGCCAUAGCCCAUGCGCGCGCUGCCAACGUGCCCAUGCUUAUCGCAAUCAAUAAGAUUGAUCGGGAGGGAGCGAGUGUGGAGAGGGUGAAGCAGCAGCUGGGGCAAGCAGGGGUGUUGCCAGAGGAAUGGGGAGGGGACACACCUAUGGUGCCGGUGAGUGCCAAGACAGGAGAGGGCGUGGAUCAGCUGCUAGAGACGAUCAUGCUGCUGGCCGAGGUGAGAAACGAAGAGAAAGAUGGUUGGGAGUGGUCGAGAGUGGUGGAGAGUGGUGGGGAGCUGUGGAGAGAGGCUGAGUGCAUUAGUGAGGUGAGCACCCAAGCCGGGGGAGGGCUUGGAUUAGAUUCUAGAGACGAUCAUGCUGCUGGCCAAGAUUCAGCAGUUUCAGGCCAACCUCAGCAGACCGGCAGUGGAAACAAUGAUAGAGGCACGGCUGGACCGGCACACAUUCAGGAGCUGCGUGCGAACCCGAAUAGGCCGGCAGUGGGGACGGUGAUAGAGGCACGGCUGGACCGGCACAGAGGGCCCGUGGCAACGCUGCUGGUGCAGAACGGAACAUUGAAGCUGGGAGAUGUGGUGCUUUGCGGGGAGGCAUAUGGGAAGACUCUGCAGGUGGAGGGUCUAUCCCGAGUGCAGAUCGACGACACGGGAAAGAAGACUAAAGAAGCAGCCCCAUCCACAGCAGUGCAAGUGGAGGGGCUCUCCCGUGUACUGGUGGCUGGCUGGGGACGAGUUCGAGCCCUGGUGAGUGACUGUGGGACCAAGGCUAAAGAAGCACCCCCAUCCAUGGCAGUACAAGUGGAGGGGCUGUCCUGUGUGCCGGUGGCAGGGGACCAGUUCCACGUGCUCCCGUGCAUUGAUGCAGCCGAGGAAAUUGCAUACCUAUCCCCUCCCCUCCCUCUCUUCCAGAUUCGAGCGCUGGUGCGCGACAGUGGGAGCAGAAGACUUUUGAGUCGACUCAAAAGUCAACUCGUCAGUGGGAGCAGAAGACUUUUGAGUCGACUCAAAAGUCUCUUCGAGCGCUGCCAGGGGAAGUUCAUGCCUGCCUAUCACCCUCCCCCUCUCCCUCUCCUGCAGGUUAGAGCCCUGGUGAACGACAGGGGAAGCAAGUCCAAGGAAGCAGGGCCGUCAGCAGCAGUGCAGGUGGAAGGACUCUCUCGCGUUCCCGUGGCAGGGGACCAGUUUCAUGGAACAGCAGCACCCCCAUCCACUGCAGUGCAAGUGGAGGGACUCUCCCGUGUUACAGUGGCAGGGGACGAGUUUCAUGUGCUGCCGUGCAUCGAUGCAGCCAGUAUUGUUCAUGCGCACCUCCCGCUCUCCCCCACUCCACCCAACUCCUCCCCUCUCCUCCAGGUACGAGCCUUGGUAGAUGACAAAGGGAAGAAGACUAAGGCAGCAGGGCCAUCUAUGGCAGUGCAGGUGGAGGGGCUCUCCCGUGUUCCAGUGGCAGGGGAUGAGUUUCACGUGCUGCUGUGCAUUGAUGCAGCCAGGGCCAUGGCUGAGGAAGCUGCUGAAAAAUCGCGAACGGCUCGGCUGGCAGCAAUGCAGGGAGAGGCAAAAGUGACUCUCUCUGCUUUCGCCACUGCUGCUGGCGCUGGUGGUGCUGCUGCGGCUGGUUCUGCUGCUGCUAACGGUGCUGCUGGUGCUGCUGCUGGUGUUGGUAGUACCAGUGCUGCUGGUGCAAGGAGGGGAGGGGGAGAGGAGAUGGAGGAGGAGGAGGAGGUGGAAUUACAUGUGGUUAAUGUGAUUCUAAAGGUGGACUGCCAGGGGUCAGUGGAGGCGAUCAGAGAGGCGUUGGGGAGUCUGCCUCAGGACACCGUGUCACUGCGCUUCCUGCUGCAGGCCCCUGGUGACGUGUCAAGCAGUGACGUUGACCUGGCAGCGUCCAGCUCAGCAGUUGUGCUGGCAUUCAAUGUGGCCGUGUCGCCAGCUGUCGCAGCAGCGGCAGAGAUGAGAGGAGUGCGAGUGAGGCAGCACCGGGUGAUUUACGAUGUGGUGGAGGAGGUUCGGGCGAUCAUGGAGGGGCUGCUUCACACUGUAGAGGAGACUUCGUUCCUCGGCCGGGCAGAAGUGCGGGCAGUUUUCGGCACGGGCAGCAUGCGGGUGGCAGGAGUUAUGGUUACCGAGGGGCGGCUGCAAAAAGGAUGCAGCGUAGUGGUGAGGCGUGGAGGUGGGAAGAAUGGGGUUGCUAUGGCAAUGGUGACUGAACAAGAGAAAGGCAAGAGCAUGAACGGCAAGAGGGCGAAGGCGGGCGAAGGCUUGGGUUCAAGGCAGCAGCACUUGGAGGGUCGCUGGGUGCAUUCAGGGCAGGUGACGUCUCUUCGGCGGGUGAAGGAGCAUGUGGGGGAGGUGAUAUCUGGGCUGGAGUGCGGCGUGGGUGUGGAGGGCUUUAACGGGUGGCAGCAAGGUGACUAUAUCGAAGCCUAUGAGGUGACGCACAGGGCUCGGACGCUGGAGGAUGCAUCCAAAGAAAUCGCACGAGUUGUGGAAGGCAAAAGAGGGACUCUGGGAAUAGAUUUGUCCUAG